Messenger RNA from Schistosoma spindalis, 651 nucleotides. Lineage: Eukaryota; Metazoa; Platyhelminthes; Trematoda; Strigeidida; Schistosomatidae. The record is from the annotation of a GenBank genome assembly.
AUGAAGAAAACUAUUAUAUACAAAGAAAAACCUUCAUCAAAUUCAUCAGAUGACUAUUAUGAUGAAGUGGUUGAAACAACAUGGGUUGUUAAACUGGGUGAUAAAAAUAUAACUGAUAAAGAUCUACUCAAUUAUCUUAAUAAUCAAACAAAAGAUGAAGAUUUAUUUGAACGUAAGAAUGAAAGUAAAAAUUCAGAUAAAAACCCAACAGAAACCGAAACUUCCUGGUUUACAAUGGGUAGAAAUACAAAUCUAACAGACAAAGAGAUUAUGAAGUUCUUUGAUAAUCAAUUGGAUUUAGACGACCUGUUAAAAACAGUUUUACCAACUGGAAAAGAAAAAACACCUCCACGUGAAGUGGUCUCAAGGAAAGUUUGGAUCUCAGAUAAUCUUGACAAAGAGUUAAAAGAAUGGAAUAUUGACAAACUUGUACAAGAUACAUUUAAAGAUAUAUUAAAACAAAAUAAUGCAUCCAAUAAUCUUCCGAAUCAUUUUAAAGCUGCCAAAACUUACGUUAAAAAUGUAGUUAUACUUUAUCAUGUUUAUGCUAAGAAUGUAAAACUGAAAUUCGAGGAAAAUAACGAUCCAGUUGUUUUUACAAAUCUGCCUCCACCAUUUAUUAUCAUCACCAGAUAUUCAUCUGUCCUGUAA